AUGAAGUGGUUGAUAAGUGAUUUAAAAUCGUCGCUUAACCAUGGAGAUAUAGCAAGACCCCAACAAGGGGCUCAAGGCAGGAUAAGGGCAGACCAUCUAUGGCAGGAGUUGAGAGAGUUACUUAACUCCAUUGGUGGAGGAGUCAAUAGAUCAAUGGAAAAAUGGAAAAAAGUGUGGGCGGAUUGGAAAGCCAAAACAAAAAAAAAGGCCUUGGCAAUGCGUCGCGAGGCUAGUGGUACUGGUGGUGGUCCAAGCAGCAGACAAACUCUCACAGCUUCGGAACAAAGGGUGUUGGGCAUAAUGGGUUUGUCUGCUGUUUUUGGUCUAGUUGGAAUUGAGGAGAGAGGAUUUGAUGAACCACCACUUCAAGGAAGCCCUCUACCAUCACCAUCCAGAGAUACCGUCCACACUGAAUUUCCCUCCCAAACUGCCGCAGACGAGAUUAUGUUGUAUUCCAUAGAAGCGUCUCCUGCCCCAUCAGCUCAACUGCCAUCUCCCUCUAUACUUUCACGUCUUCCUCCAACCCGAGUGUCAACACCACCGCUCGCCUCUGUGACCACGCCGAUGCCU
Brenthis ino (lesser marbled fritillary) is the source of this 570-nucleotide messenger RNA. Lineage: Eukaryota; Metazoa; Arthropoda; Insecta; Lepidoptera; Nymphalidae. The record is from the annotation of a GenBank genome assembly.